AUGCAAUUGGGUCUCUCCGAGAAUUUGUCGGCCCUCGUGGCCCGCCGCUUCACAACAGCCAAAGAAGCCGGCCACCUCGUCUUCUCGUCGACGCAUUUGUCAAUUAUCCAUGCCGCGGGGAUACCAUAUCAACUCCGCUACUGCCCCGCCCUCGCAAAGAAACCCUCCAACCUCCAACAGCAACAACCAUCCCCCGCCGGUCCCAAACCCCCCAAACCAGACCCCUUCCAAGACCCGUCGCCCGACCUGCUGAUCGCGCAGUUCCCGGCGGAGAAACCCGCCUACUCGCUCGUUUUGAAUAAGUUUCCGGUGAUUCCGAAUCAUUUCAUUCUUGCUACCGUCGACUGGCAGGCGCAGACGGAUUUAUUGGUUAGGGAGGACUUAGAGGCGACGUAUGAGUGUUUGCGGGCGUGGGGUGUGGAUGAGAGUUUCCACGAAGGGUCCAAUGGAUCUUCUACUUCUUCCUCUUUCCCUUCACCGAAGAAUCCAAAGAAGAAACUGUUUGCCUUUUUCAAUUCCGGCGACGACAGCGGCGCUAGCCAACCGCACCGCCAUCUCCAGUUCCUGCCCGUCGAGGCUAUGCGCGCGCAGCCUUCCUCAGAGAAGGAGCCGACAUCACCAAACCCAGCCUGGGAUCCUCUAAUCGAAACACUCUCUACCACCUCUUCCACCUCCCAAUCCUCAUUCCAAAGCCUAUCCCAGCUCCCAUUCGCCCACUUCGCCCUUCCCCUCCCACCCAACCCAUCCCCAGAAACCCUGCACACAAUCUACCUGAGACUCUACCGUGCAGCCGUAGCAGCAACCCACGGCCAAACCGCAGACCAAUACCCCGAGAAUAUUCCCACAGAGGGCCCCGCAGUGAUCAGCUACAAUCUGGCCAUGACGCUGUCAACCAUGCUGAUCUGUCCCCGGCGCCAGGAAACCGCCCGCGUGCCGGUGGAUGCGGCGGCUGCGUCGGAGAAAAUCUUGGACUCCGGGGUUCUGUCGCUGAAUGGGACGCUGUUGGCGGGGACGCUGAUGGUUAAGGCGGAGAGUGAGUGGGAUGCGUUGCGGAGGAAUCCGGGGCUUCUUACGGGGGUGCUUGCUGACGUUGGGCAUCCUCGGUGGGAUAGAUGGGAUGUGUCUUCUCUAGGAUGA
Penicillium alfredii is the source of this 1137-nucleotide messenger RNA. RefSeq lists its product as uncharacterized. The transcript has 2 exons. NCBI's taxonomy places the organism in Eukaryota, Fungi, Ascomycota, Eurotiomycetes, Eurotiales, Aspergillaceae. Gene Ontology annotation, biological process: nucleotide metabolic process. Gene Ontology annotation, molecular function: ATP binding; ATP:ADP adenylyltransferase activity. Bases 1 to 1137 code for a protein of 378 amino acids. The record is from RefSeq and is a predicted model, not a curated record.